This is a messenger RNA of Calypte anna (Anna's hummingbird), 1770 nucleotides long. It is a transcript of the gene CAPN14, whose product is annotated as calpain 14. Gene Ontology annotation, cellular component: cytoplasm. Gene Ontology annotation, molecular function: calcium-dependent cysteine-type endopeptidase activity. Gene Ontology annotation, biological process: proteolysis. The record is from RefSeq and is a predicted model, not a curated record. Lineage: Eukaryota; Metazoa; Chordata; Aves; Apodiformes; Trochilidae.
AUGCCCCCUGAGGCUGGGCGGGUGGGCUGCCGGGCCCGGGGGACGUCCUGGCUCCACUCCAGCGCCCACCCGGGAGGGCCGCCUGCCGUUACCCCGUCCGCACCGGCGGUUUCAGUCAGAAAAACGGUCCCCGCGAAAGGCUUCAGCUCUUUCAAAAGCCGUUCCUCCUCGCAGCCUGGGCUGAGCAGCGCAGGCUCCCGACGCGGGUAUGCCAGGGAAGAAGGGCCCUUCAGGCGCAGCGAGGGCCGUUUAAGGGCUGCCCUCCAGGAAAUGGCCCAGCAGCGGAAGUUGGCAGCUCCUGGCAGGCACCGCCUAACGCGGCUUCACCCGCCGGAGAGAACGGGCGACGCCAUGUUGAGGCGGGGAAAGGCGGUGCCUGUGAAUGUCAACGACUAUAAAAAUAUAAGGUUUGGAGGGAUAGACACUGUUUUUCAUCUGGAGAAAAAACUUCCUGUAGACUUCUCCAGGCCUUUUCUGCUGUGCUUGAAAAAGAAGUCACUAGGGCCUUUAGACAGAAGUACUUUUCAAAAACACACCACACCUACCCAGCAGAACUACCAGGCUUUGCUAGAGAUGUGCUUGAAGGACAAAUGCUUGCUGACAGACAGCAACUUCCCAGCUCAUAGCUCUACUGGAAUGGGAGCAGUGCUAAAAAAACUACCCCAAAAUUUACAGUGGAAGGGGCCACAUGCUUUGCACAGAAGUCCAGUAUGCUAUGCUGCAAAGAAGCAACUUGAUUCCUGCCAAGGAUUGUUGGUUAAUGUUUUCUAUGAAAAGGAUAACAGCCAACUGCAUGUGUUGGUUUGUCUUGGCACAAAGAACUGCUCAGUCCUGGCAGCUCUGAUGUUCCACCAGGAUAUCUUGGCGCAGGCGUUUGAGAGGAAAUAUGUUGGCAUUUUCCACUGCUGGUUCUGGGAGAAUGGGUUGACGUGGUGGUUGAUGUUCUUCUUUUCCUCAGUCUGUAAGAAUGUGUUUUGGGGAACCCCUCUGCAGCAGGUAUACUCCGGCUCCCAUGAAGAUCUGCAGAUUGAGCACAUUUCAGAAGCCUUGGUAGAUUUCACAGUUGGUGUUAAUAUAAGGAUCAAGUUUUCAGCUACUCCUCCUGACCUGUGGGAUAUCCUGACACAAGCAACCUCCAGGAGAUCGCUCAUGGGCUGUCAGACACAUUUAGGGGUGAGACUUGGACUUGUUUCUGGCCAUGCCUACAUACAUCUAACUGGCAUGAGAAAGGUAACCUGUCAAUACGGGCCAGAAAACCUAGCGAGACUGAGAAAUCCAUGGGGGAAAUAGUAAUGGAAAGGAGAUUGGAGUGACAGGCUGCAUCAGUACCAGGAAAAAAACAGAAAGUUGACUCCAGCUUUCUUCGCUGGGCAUCUAUCUUCAAACAAGCACCAGGUCUUCCUUGAUGAGUGGGAAGUGGCUCAUGGCUUCCACCUGGAGCCUGGUGUCUAUGUAAUUGUUCCAUCCACCCUGGAGCAUCAACAGGAGCCUGAGUUCAUCCUGUGGUUUUUCUCCAGUAAGCAUGUUCUUCAGUGAGAAGCUGGAAAUGUUUCAUUUCCUAUCUUAAAAGAAAUUGAUGAUAGAUAUGAAGACAAGGUUUGGGAGUAUUUAAUUUCAAAGCACUAUGAACAGAAUCCUGAAAUAAAUGCUAGUCAGCUCCAGAGGAUCCUGAAUAAUGUAUCUUGGAGAAAUUCCCAGAGUUUUCACCUAAGUUUCAGUCUGGAUGCCUGCCAGGGUAUCUUGGUGCUACUGGAUAUAUCCUUGGCAUAA